This is a messenger RNA of Sparassis crispa, 1803 nucleotides long. RefSeq lists its product as hypothetical. The record is from RefSeq and is a predicted model, not a curated record. NCBI's taxonomy places the organism in Eukaryota, Fungi, Basidiomycota, Agaricomycetes, Polyporales, Sparassidaceae. Bases 1 to 1803 code for a protein of 600 amino acids. Gene Ontology annotation, molecular function: mRNA binding. Gene Ontology annotation, cellular component: DSIF complex. Gene Ontology annotation, biological process: transcription elongation by RNA polymerase II; regulation of transcription by RNA polymerase II; regulation of DNA-templated transcription elongation. The transcript is spliced from 9 exons.
AUGUCUUCAAAGCAUGCGCGGAAAGCGAACCCAUACUUGGAUAUCGAGGCUAUCGUCGACAACAAGGAGGAGGAGGAGGAGGAGGAAGAAGAAGAAGAGGAGGAGGAACUGGCCGAGUUGCUCGCCGACGUCCAACGCACUCAACAAGCUCGGGCGCAUCUUGAUAAUGCAUGUGUCGGCGACAAUGCUGCUGACGCAGAAGCCAUGGCCCGGUCUAUUACGGAGAGAGACAUGGCGGCUAGACGUGCACAGCGGGCCUCGCAGUCGGGUGGCGCAGUCGUCUCUCUUGCCCCCGAUGGAAUCCACCUUCAAGCCACGGAAAAUGGUUUCCUCUCUCCUUGGGUGUGCAUCUCGCGUGGUACAUAUAAGCACGAUGUGGCCUUCGUGGAGUCGCGAGAGGACUCUCUCCUCCACGUCUGGGUGGUUCCGCGCUUGCCUACUACAAAAAAGCGGCAGCACGGAAGAACUUCUCAGCAACCAAUGCCGCCAGCAUUACUGAAGGAGUUGUUCAGAGAGGCUGUGACAGAAAGUGAAGGUGAUCGGCUGAUACAUAUUCUCAAGGGCAAGAAGUUCAAAGGCGGCCUCCUGCAGCUCGAACUCACUUUGGACCGGGUGACUUUCGAUGUCCACGCGACUCGAAACGACGUAUUCGUCUUUAAUGCGGCGAAAUUCGUGCCAAAGACAGCGAUAGCGAAGCUCAUUCUAUUCUGUGUUGACUUCGAACCGGCUGCAGGCACGCAUGUGAUCGUUAUACAGGGCGAGCAAUGCAGCCUCAUUGGUGUCGUGCAUUCAGUCAUUAAUGGACAGGCUACGCUAACCAAUCUCUACCACGAGAAGUUGGAUGAUGAACUUUCGUCUCUCGUGCUACCUGUAACUCAGUUACACCCCCUUUGGGCAGUUGGCGAUGCGGUCAAAGUUAAGACGGGCCUCCAUGCGGGCUUGGAAGGGCAAGUGAUUGCCAUGGAUGAUUUCGAUGUCACAAUUGUUCACAUGAACAAAGUCGAGCGGAACUUUCCUCAGCAUCGAACUAGAAACCCAAUAACAGGAGUCUUUCAUACUUCUUCUGUGUUGGAAACCUCUGAGCAUCAUGUGUUACCCUGGGAUCUCUUACUCACAGAGUCCAAGGCGGAAUGGACCUCGAUACAGCCGUCGGUGACAGUAUCAAGGCCGGGAGAGCAGCGCCCCUCACGCUCUGAGACGCAAACAGAGGAAGAGGUGGAGAUGGAGCUUGCCCUCAAGCAUCCUGACCGACGGAAUCCCGACAUCGGGCGAGCGGUGCGUGUCAUCAAAGGCCCUUUGAAGGGAUUUGUGGGCACAUUGCGAAACGUCACGUACCACGGCGAUUACGAGGUUGAGCUUGAAGCCAAGCUUUUAACCUCGAGGGGCGUCCUCUUGUUCCAAAAGCCCGAGAUCGCAUUCCGGUCAGAAGAAAGGGGCAACAUCGACACGGCGGAGCGUGGUCUGCUCCCUGAGCAGCCUCGGACCCCAUUGGGCCACGAAUUAGAACCCACGUCACACAACACAGAUUCAGCGUGGGCGUAUUCGGUGGAACUUGAUGGACCCGAUGGAUCGAUGUCUUCAGUCGAACCUAAUGGACCCAAUGGAUGGAUGCUGGAUGCGGCUGUGGCACCUGCGUUCCAUACUUAUCGCUUCAAGUUCAUGUGCACAGCCGGUCAACUCCGAGACAAGCUGAUGACCACGGUGAAGGGAGCCUCCCCAGUGAACGGCAAGGUGCGAUGCGAAUACCGGAUGCGAAAGCUGGAAUAUGCCGAUGUCUCUCUCCAAGACCUCGCCAUAUUGUGA